AUGGGAGGCAAGAAACCUACCGAGAACUCCAAGAAGGCCGCCGGCAACGCUCGUAAAGCCGAUGCCGCUGCGCAGAAAAAAGCUGUCGAGGACUCAAAGAAAGCCGCUGAGGAGGACGCCAAAUGGUCCAAGGGAUCGAAGAGCAAUGCCAAAAAAGAUGAUGCAGAGGCGAAACGCGCCGAUGCCGCGCGCAAGAAAGCCGAGAGAGACGCUCUGCUCGCCGCCGAGGAAGCCUCCCAGCCCGCCAAGGCCAAGGGAGCAAACGCCAAAACAGCGCAGAAGAAAACUCGCGGCACGCUGGAUCUGUCCCAGCUGGAUGAUGCGCCAGCCGGCCGUAAGGGCACGACGCUGAACGCCUCGGGCAUCGACAACGCGCUCGAUGCGCUCUCGCUUACCGGCAGCACGAACAACGACAAGAUCGACCGACAUCCCGAGCGGAGGUUCAAGGCAGCCUACGCGGCCUACGAAGCCAGGCGGCUGCCGGAGAUUGAGGAGGAAUAUAAGGGGUUGCGGAGACAGCAGCGCAUCGAUAUCAUCAAGAAGGAGUUCGAGAAGAGCGAAGAAAAUCCCUUCAACCAGGCCCACGUCGCCUUCGACGCCAGCAGAGAAGAGAUUGCCGCUGUGAAGGAUGCGGAGCGGAAGAAGGUCGAGGCUCGUUUGGGGUCCAAAUAA
Molecule: messenger RNA, 672 nt
Organism: Penicilliopsis zonata CBS 506.65
Lineage: Eukaryota; Fungi; Ascomycota; Eurotiomycetes; Eurotiales; Aspergillaceae
Exons: 3
Coding region: 1-672 (223 amino acids)
Biological process (GO): transcription by RNA polymerase II
Cellular component (GO): nucleus
Molecular function (GO): transcription coactivator activity
Source: RefSeq, a predicted model, not a curated record